AUGGGCAACUGGCUGGUCAACCACUGGUUCUCAGCUGCCGUCCUGGUGACCUGGCUGGGCAUCAACAUCUUCCUCUUCACCUACUAUUUUCUGCUCUUCGACUGGGAUGAGCGAUACUUCUACACCAGGGCCAUCCUCGGGUCUGCCUUAGCGUGGGCACGAGCAUCAGCCAAGUGCCUCAACUUCAACAGCAUGCUGAUCCUGCUGCCCGUCUGCCGCAACCUCCUCUCCUUCCUCCGUGGGACCUGCUCGUGCUGCAGGCGGACGCUGCGGAAGCAGCUGGACCACAACCUCACCUUCCACAAGCUGGUGGCCUACGCGCUGGUCCUGUUCACAGCUGUGCACACCAUCGCUCAUCUCUUCAACCUGGAGCGCUACAACCAGAGCCAGCAAGCCACCGACCGCAGCCUUCCCGCCAUCCUCUCCAAAAUGCACCUGCAGGGCAGCAAGUGGCUGAACCCCAUCCACUCCAACCAGACAACCGUUGAGUAUGUGGCCUUCACCACCAUCCCGGGGCUGACGGGGGUCAUCAUCACGCUGGCACUCAUCCUCAUGGUCACCUCCUCCACCGAGUUCAUCCGCAGGAACUACUUCGAGGUCUUCUGGUACACACACCACCUCUUCAUCAUCUACUUCGCUGGCCUCUUCAUCCACGGCAUCGCCGGGCUGGUGCGCGGGCAGACGGAGCAGAGCCUGGAGGAGGUGCACCCCUAUCGCUGUGCUCUCAACCUCACCGACAGAGCUGAGAACUGCAGCUACGACUGCUGCAAAGACCCCGAGUUCGGGAGCAUCCCUGCCGAGUCCUGGAAGUGGGUUCUGGCCCCUGUCCUCCUCUACAUCUUUGAGCGGAUCCUCCGGGUCUGGCGUGCGUGGCAGAAGGUGGUUGUCAAAAAGGUGGUCAUGCACCCUGCCCGAGUGCUGGAGCUGCAGAUGCAGAAGAAGGGCUUCCACAUGGAGGUGGGGCAGUACAUCUUCGUCAACUGCCCUGCUAUUUCCCUGCUGGAGUGGCACCCCUUCACCCUCACCUCAGCGCCCGAGGAGGACUUCUUCUCCAUCCACAUCCGGGCAGCUGGAGACUGGACAGAGCGUCUCAUUGAUGCUUUCCAGCAGCAGAAGCCAGAGAUGCCCAGGAUUGAAGUGGAUGGCCCCUUUGGCACAGCCAGUGAAGACGUGUUCCAGUACGAGGUGGCUAUGCUGGUGGGAGCAGGCAUUGGUGUUACUCCCUUCGCUUCCAUCCUGAAGUCCAUCUGGUACAAAUUCCAGCAGGCUGACCAGGCCCUCAAGACCAAGAAGAUCUACUUCUACUGGCUCUGCCGGGACACUGGAGCCUUUGCCUGGUUCAAUGACUUGCUUGCCUCCCUGGAGCAGAAGAUGGCUGAGUCGGGCAAGGCAGACUUUCUCACCUACCGGCUCUUCCUCACCGGCUGGGACACCAGCAUUGCCAACAACGUGGCACUCCGCUUCGACACCCCUAUGGACACGGUGACAGGCCUCAGGCACAAAACCAUCUUUGGGAGGCCCAUGUGGAACAGCGAGUUCUCAGCAGUGGCUGCAGCCCACCCCAGGUCAGUGGUUGGUGUGUUCCUCUGUGGGCCAGCAGCCUUGGCAAAGAGCCUGCAGAAGUCUUGCCACCAACACUCCAGCCUGGACCCGAGGAAGGUCAAAUUCUACUUCAACAAGGAGAACUUCUAA
Molecule: messenger RNA, 1692 nt
Organism: Chaetura pelagica (chimney swift)
Lineage: Eukaryota; Metazoa; Chordata; Aves; Apodiformes; Apodidae
Gene: NOX1
Product: NADPH oxidase 1
Exons: 13
Coding region: 1-1692 (563 amino acids)
Biological process (GO): defense response; superoxide anion generation
Cellular component (GO): NADPH oxidase complex; plasma membrane
Molecular function (GO): superoxide-generating NAD(P)H oxidase activity
Source: RefSeq, a predicted model, not a curated record